AUGGACUACACUGUGCCUGCCAAAUACGACAACACCAUUGACCGUAUCUUUGAUCCUGCCAACGUUCAAGUUAACGAAGACGAUGGAGGCGUUCAUCUGACAGUGCGAAAACAAGAUAGCGGCAAUUACACAUCCGCAUCAUUCGGUACAAAAAGACAAGAUAUCUUGUAUGGCACCUUCAGAGCGAAUAUGAAGACCUCGUCCGAGCCGGGCACCGUGGCAGCCUUCUUCUUCUUCAGAAACAACACUUGCGAAAUUGAUAUGGAAUCACUAAGUAGGAUUCAAAACCCAUGGAAAACGUACUUUUCCGUACAGCCACAAGUCUACAAUCCAGACGGAUCCGCAUCCAACGUGACCAACGAUAAGCAUGUGCUACUUUUUGACCCAACUUCGGCUUUCCAUGAAUAUCGGUUUGACUGGACUCCUGAAGCUGUUACAUACUUUUUGGACGGUCAGGAAGCAAACCAAUUCAACCAAAAUAUUCCUGACGCCCCGGGUCGUGUCAUUGUUAAUCAUUGGACCGAUGGCAAUCCCAAUUAUAGUGGUGCACCUCCAACUCAGGAUGCUACCCUUCAAUUGGCAAAUUUUACUAUUUUUUUCAAUUCAUCGGAAGCUUCUGACACGCCACCCUGUCAACGCUCAUCCAAGCCAUGUUCCAUUGCAGGUAAAGUGACCCACCCACUUAUCUGUCUUUUUCUGCUAUGA
Zychaea mexicana is the source of this 705-nucleotide messenger RNA. Its product is annotated as concanavalin A-like lectin/glucanase domain-containing protein. NCBI's taxonomy places the organism in Eukaryota, Fungi, Mucoromycota, Mucoromycetes, Mucorales, Lichtheimiaceae. The transcript has 3 exons. Bases 1 to 705 code for a protein of 234 amino acids. Gene Ontology annotation, molecular function: hydrolase activity, hydrolyzing O-glycosyl compounds. Gene Ontology annotation, biological process: carbohydrate metabolic process. The record is from RefSeq and is a predicted model, not a curated record.